AUGCCCGUUCUUCAGGAGAAGGCCCGGAAUUUAAUAACUUGGAGAAAGAAGUUGCUCGUUUCAUCCCAUGAUAUGAUAUUGUUAGUAGUUGGGUUUUUGGUUGUGUAUCAUCUAUUCAGCUACAGAGCUCUAUUACAUCAAUCCACAUCAACAACGGCCCCCAAGUGUACUCCACAUACUCGACUUAACGAAGCCGUGGUGUUGGCAGACGAUCCCUUGCUCGCUCGGAACAAUUAUCCUACAGUUAAUCCAAGUUUUGAACAUCAAAUCAAUGGGUCCCAGGCUAUGGUAGCCUCAGAUGUUCCUCUCUGUCUGACUUUAGGUAAGCGCAUCUUAAUAGAUGGUGGUAAUGCAGCAGAUGCCGCCAUAACUGUGGCUUUAUGUAUUGGAGUAGUCAAUUCGCAUUCAAGUGGUAUAGGUGGAGGUGGAUAUAUUAUAUCUAAAUUGGGAGACAAAUACGUCUCCAUUAAUGCUAGGGAAUCUGCACCUCAAGCUGCUCAUAAAUCAAUGUAUGAUUCCAAUUAUUUAUUAUCGAAAGUUGGAGGGUUGGCCGUGGCUGUUCCUGGUGAGUUAAAAGGUCUUUCCACAUUGUAUGAAACUCAUGGGAGUAAGAAUUUAAGUUGGGCUCGUUUAAUCGAGCCUGUUAUAGAAUUAUGUGAACGAGGAUUUCAAGUUACUCCUGUUUUACAUGAUGCUUUGGUUGCCCAGCUGACUCUUAUCUUUCCUAGAGCUCCACAAUUGCUGUAUGAUUGGGAUUUUAUUUUCAAACAUAAUGGUGAUUUGGUUGAAGUAGGUGAUUGGGUCAGACGUCCACUUUUGGCAAAUACGUUACGGUUGAUUGCCAAUAAUGGCAGUAGUGAUGUGUUUUAUGAUCCAGAGGGUCCUAUAGCACCGCAUUUAGUACGUCAAAUCAAAAAAUUAGGUGGGGUUAUGGAGGCUGAAGAUUUUGCAGCUUAUAAAGUUGAAGUAGAAGAACCAAUAAAGAAGGAAUAUCUGUUUAGAGAUGGAAAGAAAUAUACUGUUUAUUCUUCCAAUGGUAACUCUGGUGGGUUAGUUCUUCAUGGUGGAUUAAACUUAUUUGAAAAGUUAUAUAAAGGAGAUGACCCCUUGGAUUUACAUUCACAUAAAAUAGUGGAACUGAUGAAAUGGAUGGCCAGUAUUAGAUCUCAUUUAGGUGAUUUCCUGAUGAAUUCUACUGCCCGUGCAAUGAAACAACAAUUGAUCGAUAAAUAUACAAGCAACCAAUGGGCUUAUGAUGUUAUCGAACUGGGAGAUUAUAAAAACAAUCAGACUUUCCCCUGGAAACAUUAUAAACCUGCUUAUGAAGUUGUUGAAGACAAAGGUACCUCUCAUUUCACAGUUGUUGAUUCUAAUGGUAAUGCAGUUGGUAUGACAACUACGGUCAACUUAUAUUUUGGAUCUAGUGUGUAUGAUCCAGUUACAGGAAUUAUUUUGAAUGAUGAAAUGGACGAUUUUCUGGUUCCUGGCGAACCUAAUGCCUUUAACUUGACUCCCUCAAUUUAUAAUUUCAUUAGUCCUGGGAAAAGGCCUUUGAGUUCCACAUCACCUACUAUAAUUGUUGAUGAUGAAACAAAUCACGUCAAGAUGCUUAUUGGAGCAGCAGGUGGAUCUCGGAUUACCACGGCUGUAUUUCAAGCUAUAGUUCGGGUAUUAUAUGAUGAUAAAUCAUUACUACAAGCAAUCAGCUACCCCAGAUUUCACCAUCAAUUGAUACCUGAAUUAUUUAUGGUUGAAAAUUUUACUGUUUGGAGAGAAGAGUUGGUGCAGACUUUAGGAACGUGUAUUGGAAGUUCACAAGUUAUAGAUUCUUUGGGUGCAAAGGGUCAUGAGUUUUAUCAGAGUGGAUCUGUUACAGCUAUGAACGGGAUUUUUUGGGAAGAGGAUAAACAAGUUUACCACGGAGUCAGCGAUUUCUGGCGGAAAAUGGGUCGGGCGGACGGCUUUUGA
This is a messenger RNA of Lizanozyma spartinae, 1968 nucleotides long. It is a transcript of the gene CIS2, whose product is annotated as gamma-glutamyltransferase. The transcript has a single exon. The record is from RefSeq and is a predicted model, not a curated record. Gene Ontology annotation, biological process: glutathione catabolic process. Lineage: Eukaryota; Fungi; Ascomycota; Pichiomycetes; Serinales; Debaryomycetaceae. Gene Ontology annotation, cellular component: plasma membrane; fungal-type vacuole. Bases 1 to 1968 code for a protein of 655 amino acids. Gene Ontology annotation, molecular function: glutathione gamma-glutamate hydrolase.